Messenger RNA from Penicillium longicatenatum, 1140 nucleotides. RefSeq names its product NAD(P)-dependent alcohol dehydrogenase. NCBI's taxonomy places the organism in Eukaryota, Fungi, Ascomycota, Eurotiomycetes, Eurotiales, Aspergillaceae. Gene Ontology annotation, molecular function: zinc ion binding; oxidoreductase activity. The record is from RefSeq and is a predicted model, not a curated record. The coding region runs from base 1 to 1140 and encodes 379 amino acids. The transcript is spliced from 6 exons.
AUGACGUCCACAACAGCAAUCGUGUCUCACGAGCCUAAAGAGUUCAUGAAACGCGAAUGGACCCUCGACACAGUCGCUCUCAGGCCCCCAGGCGACGAUGAAGUUCUUGUAGAGAUGCACGCCUCGGGAAUUUGUCACACAGAUAUCCUCCUCUCGUCCGUUCCCACCGGUGCGGUUGGUGUUCAAUAUCCGAAAGUUGUCGGCCAUGAAGGUGCCGGUAUCGCUCGAGCAGUUGGCAAAAAUGUCCAGUCUGUCAGCGUGGGAGAUCCCGUUCUUCUAUCAUUCAGCUCCUGCUCUACAUGUAUUCAAUGCCAAGAAUCACACCCCGCAUACUGCGAUACAUUCGGUUAUCGGAAUUACGUCGGACACCAAGAAUCAAUGUCCAUGGAUUCUGACAAAAAGGUUUGGUCCCAGUUUUUCGGACAAUCCAGCUUCGCAAAACAUAGCAUUGUCAACAAGUCUAGUAUUGUGAAUGCUAAAGACCUCAUCAAAGAUCUUGAUGAGUUGAAGCUGUUUGCACCACUAGGUUGUGGCUUUCAGACGGGCAUGGGUGUUAUUCAGAAUAUUACCAUGGCUGUUCCGGGGGAUUCUGUCCUGGUUACGGGUCUUGGUGCUGUUGGGAUGGGGUCUGUUAUAACCGCGGCAAUAGUGGGAUGCAAGACCAUUAUCGCAGUUGAUCGAGUGAAGUCUCGGAUCGAUCUUGCCAAGAAACUUGGUGCUACACAUUCUAUUGAUACGAGCGAGGAGGGCUUCACGACACUAGACGAAGCUGUUCGAAAAUUGAUCUCUACAGGCGUGUCAAUUGCUAUCGAUGCUACCGGUGUACCUGCGAUAAUUGAACAGAGUGUUCAAGCUACGCGUGCUCGUGGUAAAAUGGUAAUUGUCGGCGCACCACCAACGAAUUGGGACUUGAAAAUCCGAGGCGGGCAGCACCUGAACAGUGGGCGCUCUAUUAUGGGGUGUGUUGAGGGCGAUUGUGAUCCCCAAACUGCCAUUCCGCAGCUGGUAAAGUGGUACCGUGAAGGGAAAUUUCCUCUUGAGUCAUUUGUUCGCUACUUUGAUGCUACGGGCUAUGAGACCGCUGUUCAUGGUUUGGAGACUGGGGAGGUUAUCAAGCCAGUAUUAGUGUGGAAACACUGA